GUAGCAAAUAACUCGCCUUCUUUCCUCAUCCUCUUUUGUUCUACCAACUCUCCGAAAGCGGUGUGGAGCAGAGCUCGAUCCAGAGAAACUCCAACCGAUAUAUCAAUUCGCAUUUCAACCCGAUCCGGAGAAAGUGUCGUAACGGUUGAAGUGAAGGGCAUGCACCCUUCAAAUGCGUUGCCUAAACAUGACAUUAAUCAUUACUUGAACUUAUUGGAUAGCCCAAACCAUUGUAUGUUGGCUUCCUCGCCUAUUGUUAGAAGACAGCAGUUCUUGAUAAGGUCUCUAAGAGGACACCACAAUCGAACCAAUAUGGAAAGAACACUGGAAACAAAAUGUGCAAAUGGGACUGCUGCUGAAGCUGAUGCUGAGAAUAUUUUAAGGAGAAUUACUCCCGCCCUUGACCCAAGUCGGCAUAAAGGCCAGGCGGGGAAGAUAGCUGUUUUUGGAGGAUGUCGCGAAUACACAGGUGCUCCAUAUUUCGCCGCUAUAUCAGCCUUAAAAAUUGGUGCAGACUUGUCACAUGUUUUUUGUACAAAAGAUGCUGGGGCAGUUAUAAAAAGUUAUAGUCCCGAGUUGAUUGUGCACCCUCUGCUAGAAGAAUCAUACAGUGUCAGGGAUGAUGAAAAAGCUUCAGUCUCUAGCAAGGUUCUUUACGAAGUUGGUAAAUGGAUGGAAAGAUUUGAUUGUAUUGUUGUUGGCCCAGGCCUUGGGAGGGACCCUUUUCUUCUGGGCUGUGUGAGUGAAAUCAUGAAGCUUGCACGACAAUCUAACACUCCAAUUGUCAUUGAUGGGGAUGGUCUCUUUCUUGUCACAAACAAUCUUGACCUGGUUAAAGGAUAUCCCUUGGCUGUCCUAACUCCGAAUGUGAACGAGUAUAAGCGCUUGAUCCAAAAAGUGCUUGAUUGUGAAGUGAAUGAUCAAGAUGCUCCUCAGCAAUUACUAUCCCUUGCAGGACGGAUUGGUGGUGCAACCAUACUAAGGAAAGGGAAGUCCGACCUUAUCAGUGAUGGUGAAACAGUCACUAUGGUGAGCAUGUAUGGAUCUCCUCGACGUUGUGGUGGCCAAGGUGAUAUCCUUUCCGGAAGUGUUGCGUUAUUUUCAUCUUGGGCGAGACAGCAAACUUCAGCAACAGAUGAUUCCAGUAACAGUCCACGGAAUCCAAUGGUCUUGGGGUGUAUAGCCGGUUCUUCACUCCUCAGGAAGGCUGCCUCGCUUGCUUUCAUGAAUAAGAAACGUGCAACCCUCACAACAGAUAUCAUCGAGUACUUGGGUAAAAGUUUGGAGGAUAUAUGCCCUGCCAGCUGAUGUUUACUAGUUUUGGGUCACAAGGUAAUGGAUUUAGAACGGCUCUAAACAUGAAAAUAUUUAAAUAUUUAUGUUUUUAAGUAGAAAGAGCGGUUAUUUCCUCUC
This is a messenger RNA of Magnolia sinica, 1413 nucleotides long. Its product is annotated as ATP-dependent (S)-NAD(P)H-hydrate dehydratase. NCBI's taxonomy places the organism in Eukaryota, Viridiplantae, Streptophyta, Magnoliopsida, Magnoliales, Magnoliaceae. Gene Ontology annotation, molecular function: ATP-dependent NAD(P)H-hydrate dehydratase activity. The coding region runs from base 160 to 1308 and encodes 382 amino acids. Gene Ontology annotation, biological process: metabolite repair. The transcript is spliced from 12 exons. The record is from RefSeq and is a predicted model, not a curated record.